Molecule: messenger RNA, 3546 nt
Organism: Endocarpon pusillum Z07020
Lineage: Eukaryota; Fungi; Ascomycota; Eurotiomycetes; Verrucariales; Verrucariaceae
Exons: 5
Coding region: 1-3546 (1181 amino acids)
Molecular function (GO): nucleic acid binding; protein binding
Source: RefSeq, a predicted model, not a curated record
AUGGCUGAUCCAGUGUCAUUUCUCGUCGGAGGAGUCAGCAUCGCUGAAGUUUCUUUCCGGGUGAUCAACUAUCUCAAGGCCGUCAAGAUGGCUGCUGAGACCAUCGACGAUGAUAUCGAAGGUUUAAUCAACGAGGUUGAGGGGUUGAUGGUAGUACAUGGGCAGUUGGAACAAGAGUUCCUUAGGAAUGUCAAUAAUGACGCCUUAGGAGAGGAGGAAAAGAUGCUGUGGUUCAACACGGGACAGACGCUCAAGAAUGGCCAGAAGCUUACCCAAAAGCUCGAAGUUUCCGUAAGGCAUAUCUACGGGGAGAAACGAAUGGUCAGUGGGAAACGAGAUGCCUUGAUCAAACAACAUCGCAAACGAACCAAGGACGGCAUCAUCUCUGGGCUCAGGGACCAAAUUGGGACUUGUCACGGAGGCCUGCAGAUGUGGCUCAGUUGCAUUUCCAUGCGUUCGACUCGUGAGAAUCGUGAGGACCAGAAGUCACAGCUCGAACAGCUGGGCACGUUAGUCAGGGGGCUCGAAAGCCAACUGGAGCAUAUGCAAGACACAGCAUUGCCCCCAUAUGAAAGCAUAGCAGGCUCCGCAGUAUAUACCGACUUCACGUUGGUAUCUUUGUCAGUGCUUAACCAGAUCCGCACAUCAAUCAAUAUCUUCGGAAACAGCGUCACGCAUACUACAUCGAUGACAAACAAGCAUUUUGAUACACCCAAGCCCGUAGAUCAAUUCUAUACCGGCCGAACAGACCAGGCGGAGCAGUUGAAUAACUGGCUGUUGACCAAGGACUACGAAAGACGGGACAUGUCACCCGAAAAGACACACGCAAAGCAGAAACGCUUUGUAAUAUAUGGCGUUGGAGGAUCAGGAAAGACACAAUUCUGUUGCAAGUUUGCCGAGGAUAACAGGGACUACUUCUGGGGCAUCUUUUGGGUUGACGGAAGCAGCCGACAACGGCUCAAACAAACCUUCUCCCAGAAUGUGUCAAUCAUUGGGGGGGUAGGGGCCAAUGAAAAUGCCGCACUCAAUUGGUUGUCAAACCUUAAUGAACCUUGGUUACUCAUUAUUGAUAACGCUGACGACCCUGACCUCAAGCUUGAAGAAUAUUUUCCACGAGGAAAUCGGGGUCACAUCCUGAUUACGACCCGGGACCCGCUCAACAAAUCAUAUGGAACCGUCGGUAAUGGGUUCUUCGAAUUUCAAGGGUUAAAGAACGAUGAUGCGAGCUGUUUACUUCUCAGAGCUGCUGGACAAGUAAAGCCGUGGGAUUCCACUAUAUCCAAUAUUGCUACGACUAUUGCGAAAACACUUGGAUAUCUCGCGCUAGCAAUCACUCAAGCAGGCAGAACAAUCCGUCAAGGCUACUGCAAGCUUCACGAAUACCUGGACUUCUAUGAACGGCAAUGGAAGAAGACGAGACAAGGAAGGCAAGCCGUGAAGGUACGAGACACCGCCGACGAUUUGAGUGUCUUCGCAACCUUUGAGUUAAAUCGACGAGCUAUAGAAGCCCGAGAUACUGAGGCUUCUAGGGAUGCGCUGCAAUUACUUAACACUUUCGCAUUCUUGCACAACCAGAAUAUAAACUUCGAUAUCAUGAAAAAAGCGGUGACGAAUUCAAAGGUGGAGAGUAUGCAGCAUGAGGAGAACAAAAAGAAGGAAGCGCAGAUAAGAGCUGCUAGUCCGCCGCCUGACUGGCCAACAUGGUGGAAGAAGACUAUGUCUGCCAUCCUCGCCUUCAUUUACAAGAAUCGAAGCCCACAUGUUUUACCUAGUGUUAUCCGCGAUGGCCGGGAAUCAAAGGAAUUUGACCCAGAUCGUUUACGCGCCGCUCUACGGCAGCUCGCACAGUUCUCAUUGGUCACACACAGCGAGAAGAUUGACAGUUACUCCAUUCACCCACUUGUGCACAAGUGGGCGCGUGAAAGACCUGAUAUGAGCAUCGCGGAGCAGGGUGUCUGGUCGGAAGCUGCGGCAGUGCUGCUUUCCAGUUGCAUUUUGAUCCCACCUCUCGGCAACACUAGGGAGGAGGAACAUAUGCGAACAUACCUCUUACCCCACGUCGACCAUGUACGUCAAUGUCAGGCGUCGAUAGAGCAGCGCAUGAGAGACAAACGCAUGGCUCGGAUGAAACCAUGGCCUAUAUUCGAGGGUGGCUUCAACGGAGAGAAAGCACUUAUGUAUGCGAAGUUCAGCCUCGUUUACGCCCAGAAUGGACACUGGGAGGAAGCAAAGAGAUUACAAUUGGCUGUUAAAGACUUCACAAUGCAAGUUUUGGGCUUGGAACAUGCUAAUACCCGUCGCAUCAUGCUAGUGCUAUCGGAUACUCUGUUCCACCUUGGCCAGAGCGAUGAUGCUGCCGCCUUGCAAAAACAAGUCCUGGACGCUUGCACCACCCAUAUGGGUGCUGAUCACCACGAUACACUGGUUGCGAAGUGCAAACUUGGAGAGUCUCGAUUUUUGCAGGGUCGUCAUAGCGACGCGAAGAAGUUACAGGAAGAGGCUGUUACCGCCUUGACUGAACGUCAUGGUCUUUACCACGAAGACACUCUCAAUGCGAUCGAUGAUCUCGGGCGAACGGUCCUGAUGUUCUACACCGAUGAGUCCAUUAAGCGAGCUCGGGAACUGCAUCUAACAGCCGUAGAUGGAAUGAAAAAGGUACACGGGCACGAUCAUUCGCGCACUCUCAAAGCAUGCGAAAACCUCUGUGCGGCUGCUGUACAAAGCGGCGAUCAGAACCAUUUGGAGGAUGCCCACGAAAUGAUGAUUCAAGUGUUCGAGACCCGGAAAGAAAAUUUAGGUAGAGAGCACGCGUAUACGCUCCUCGCCAUGGUGAACCUGGCUCUCGUCAAAAGCGGGCUAGGCAAUCUUAGAGGCGCCGAAGAAUUGAUCCUAUUGGCUUUACCAAUCGCUGAGCGCAAUCUAGGUAGCGAUCAUAUGGGUUGUCUUUGGGGCCGCUACCAUCUCGGAAAGAUAUUAGUGCGGCAACAAAGAUGGGAAGAGGCCGAACGGUACCUCGUCGAUGUUACAGAACGCCAGCGCAAUCUUCUUCAGGGUAGAGGACAGUAUCAUCCGGAUAGAGUGGGUUCGCUGGUGGAGCUGGCUGCGGCAUAUAACGCACUGGGUAAAUUCGAGGAGUGUAAUAGAGCAGUGGACGAGGCGCUAGAUGUAUUAGAGAAGAUUAGCACCAAAGAAGUUAUCACUCCCAAUUGGGAUAAGGAUUGGAUACUUCUAGAGGAUAAUGAUAAUGCGCAUGGCACUCGUGGCAAGGCCGAAAACAAAGUCAAAAAGGCCAAAGCUCGUCUAGGGAUCCAAUGGGAAGCUAAUUGCCCAGAAUCGCCAGAUUUGAACCCUAUUGAGAGUAUCUGGAGGUUGUUGAAGCAGAGGCUAAAGAAUCGAGGCCUUAUUACUGAUCCAGAGGAGCUGCGGCGGGCAAUUGAGGAGGAAUGGGAUAAAAUAACUCUGGAGGAGAUCAAUAAGGCAAUUGCUACGAUGCCCAAAAGAGUAGCUGCUGUAAAUGAGCGAAAUGGUCUUCCUAUACCAUUUUGA